Molecule: messenger RNA, 879 nt
Organism: Pyricularia oryzae 70-15
Lineage: Eukaryota; Fungi; Ascomycota; Sordariomycetes; Magnaporthales; Pyriculariaceae
Exons: 3
Coding region: 1-879 (292 amino acids)
Source: RefSeq, a predicted model, not a curated record
AUGGCUGCAGUAGCUUCGGCGGCGAGCCAAAUCGCAGCCUCGCGGGGUCUGCCGACUGACACGAAUACCAACACGACUAGAUGGCUCGAAGAGGCUCCGCCCCCUCUCGAGGAGGAUGCGAAGAGGCUCUUUCUCGAAUACUCCAAGAUCCCCGAACAAGAGCUGGAGCAGCACCUUGUAGAAGCUCGUAAGCGGGCUUGGGAUUGUUGUCCAUAUCCUUGCAUUGGCCAUUGGGUGUUUCUCAAGCUGCAGCUGAGAAAGCAUGCCGAGUUUGAAGAGGUAGUUCGUCGCACCCAGCAGGGCCAGAAGUUUUUGGAUGUUGGUUGUGCCAUUGGCCAAGACCUACGCAGCUUGAUCCACGCCGGAGCACCCGCAAACAUGCUCUACGGCAUAGACCUGGAGGAGCGCUUCUUCGACGCGGGCAAGUUCCUGUUCAAGGACCCAGACGUGCAGAUCACGUUCCGGCAGGCCGACGUGCUGGACCCCGAGGCGCUGCCGGACUGGCGCGGGAGCUUCUCCGUCGUCACCUGCAACUACGUCUUCCACCUCAUGAGCAUGGAGAACCAGGAGACGCUGGCCGGCAUGAUCCUCCAGCUGCUGAGCGGCAAGGCCGGCGACCUGGUCGUGGGCAGGACCACGGGGACGGAGCGCGAGGGCCACUACGAGUCGCUCCGCGAGGGCCAUCAGGUCUACCGCCACUCCAUCGGGAGCAUGCAGGAGCUGUGGGACCGCGUGGCGGCCAGGUUUGGGAAUAAGGUCGCGGUGGAGUCGUGGAUCGACUCGGCCCCGGUGCUGACUUUGAAUGUCAUGAAGGCCACCAUGGAUGUGGAGGAUAUGGAGCCGAUCAGGAACCUCAUGUUCUGCGUGCGCCUCUCCUAA